AGUGCUGAAGCCGGUCGCCUGCUGCGCGCACCGCGCCGCCUCCGCGCCGGGUCCCUGCGCCUCACGCCCGCCCCGCGCCGGCCCCGCCCCACCCCGCCCCGCCGCGGCCGGUCCACUGCUCCCAGCGGGUCGGAGCCGGCCGAGCGGCUGCCCGCCGGGGCUCUGAACGGCGCGGCGGGGCCGGGAGCCAGGGACCCGCCGAGGAGAGCGGCGGCCCCUGACGGCUGCCGGAGGGGCGGCCGAGCGUGGAUGCAGCGGGAGCCGGAAGCCUCGAGCAGCCGGCGCCGUCUCUGCCCCCGGGCGCCCUAUGGCUUGAAGAGCCUGGCCACCCCGUGGCCCCGCUGCCCCAAUGGAUCCACUGAACCUGUCCUGGUACGAUGACGAUCUGGAGAGCCGGAACUGGAGCCGGCCCUUCAACGGGUCCGAAGGGAAGGCCGACAGGCCCCACUACAACUACUAUGCCAUGCUGCUCACCCUGCUCAUCUUCAUCAUCGUCUUCGGCAACGUGCUGGUGUGCAUGGCCGUGUCCCGCGAGAAGGCGCUGCAGACCACCACCAACUACCUGAUCGUCAGCCUCGCCGUGGCCGACCUCCUGGUGGCCACGCUCGUCAUGCCCUGGGUGGUCUACCUGGAGGUGGUGGGCGAGUGGAAAUUCAGCAGGAUUCACUGUGACAUCUUUGUCACUCUGGACGUCAUGAUGUGCACAGCAAGCAUCCUGAACCUGUGUGCCAUCAGCAUCGACAGGUACACAGCUGUGGCCAUGCCCAUGCUCUACAACACACGCUACAGCUCCAAGCGCCGAGUCACCGUCAUGAUCGCCAUCGUCUGGGUCCUAUCUUUCACCAUCUCCUGCCCGCUGCUUUUUGGACUCAACAACACAGACCAGAACGAGUGCAUCAUCGCCAACCCCGCGUUCGUGGUCUACUCCUCCAUCGUCUCCUUCUACGUGCCCUUCAUCGUCACCCUGCUGGUCUACAUCAAGAUCUACAUCGUCCUCCGCAGGCGGCGCAAGCGGGUCAACACCAAGCGCAGCAGCCGGGCUUUCAGGGCCAACCUGAAGGCCCCACUCAAGGGCAACUGCACGCACCCCGAGGACAUGAAACUCUGCACCGUUAUCAUGAAGUCUAAUGGGAGUUUCCCAGUGAACAGGCGGAGAGUGGAGGCUGCCCGCCGAGCCCAGGAACUGGAGAUGGAGAUGCUCUCCAGCACCAGUCCACCCGAGAGGACCCGGUACAGCCCCAUCCCGCCCAGCCACCACCAGCUGACUCUGCCCGACCCGUCCCACCACGCCCUCCACAGCACACCUGACAGCCCUGCCAGACCAGAGAAGAAUGGACACGCCAAAGAUCACCCCAAGAUUGCCAAGAUCUUUGAGAUCCAGUCCAUGCCCAAUGGCAAAACCCGGACCUCCCUCAAGACCAUGAGCCGCAGGAAGCUCUCCCAGCAGAAGGAGAAGAAAGCCACCCAGAUGCUCGCCAUUGUUCUCGGCGUGUUCAUCAUCUGCUGGCUGCCCUUCUUCAUCACCCACAUCCUGAACAUACACUGUGACUGCAACAUCCCGCCCGUCCUGUACAGCGCCUUCACGUGGCUGGGCUACGUCAACAGCGCCGUGAACCCCAUCAUCUACACCACCUUCAACAUCGAGUUCCGCAAGGCCUUCCUGAAGAUCCUACACUGCUGACCCUGCUGCCCACCUGCUCAGCAGCCUGCGUCCCACCUCCCUGCCCCGUGGCCCCGCCCCGGGCCCGGGGAGCCUCUGACGGGGGUAGGGGGGCGCUGGGUCGACUUGGCCUUCUCUUCGCCCACAGACCCUGCAGUGUUAGCUCGGCUCCACGACCCUCACUGGCCCACACCCUGGCGCUGCCGGGGCAGAGCUGGAGAGCCAGCCAUGGCGCCAGGCCUUGGGCCGGAGCCCUGGCUUGGGGGUAGCUCACAGAGCCCCUUCCACUUUCAGGCCCCCUUUCCUUGGCACCAAAGACGCAGCCCCCCUUCUCUGACCUUGCUCUGGGGCUCUGGGGUUGUGGGGACAGUGUCAGGGCCCAGAGGCCAGUGUCACCGGCCUGUGCUGGAGCAGGUGUAGGGAGGGUUGGACAGUUCACGCCCCCCAAGGCCCACCCAGGAAAGCCAGAGCUCUUGCCAAGGCACCGAGCCACUUCCGGCCUGGGAGACCCAUGUAAAUACCAGGUCCGGGUGGACCCCAGGGAAGCCCAAGCCCCAAAAUCUUUACCAUGCAUCCCCCAACCCCCCGCACCUGAGCCUGACAGGAGUUGUACUUCCAUCCACAGCAGGGGGCCCGGACCCCACCCCAUACCCCUGAGCAGAGAGGCCCCGACCCCAAGAGUCCAGGAGGGUCUGUGGGGAGAGGAGCCCCACCCCAGGCCCCCUCUGCUGCCCCUGGUGGACAGGGCAUCCUUCUCGUAGCAACUGCUGGGCCAACCGAGAGGAAGGCAGGCUCCUGACACGCUGGGGCCCGGGUUGGGGGGCCCGAGGUCCUGAGAGGGGCUGCCCCUGCCACCCUCCGCCACAAGCCACUAGCCUUGCCUCUUCCUUUUGCCUCUUCGCUCUCCUGUCCCCUUUCCCUUCCACCGCCUCCGCCUUAGAGGAGCCCGUGGCUGAGUGGCCGCUGAAUACUGUUGGGUCUGGCCUGGCCCUGCCUGCGGGAGGAGGGGGAGCUGCACUCAGGGGGAGCCCCCCCCGCCCCGAACUCUGUAACAUCACUACACAUGCUCCAACCUAAUAAAACUUUGACAAGAGUCA
Messenger RNA from Phacochoerus africanus (Common warthog), 2757 nucleotides. RefSeq names its product dopamine receptor D2 (gene DRD2). Gene Ontology annotation, molecular function: dopamine neurotransmitter receptor activity, coupled via Gi/Go; G protein-coupled receptor activity. The record is from RefSeq and is a predicted model, not a curated record. Gene Ontology annotation, cellular component: glutamatergic synapse; presynaptic membrane. The transcript has 8 exons. Bases 350 to 1681 code for a protein of 443 amino acids. Gene Ontology annotation, biological process: adenylate cyclase-inhibiting dopamine receptor signaling pathway; adenylate cyclase-activating adrenergic receptor signaling pathway. Lineage: Eukaryota; Metazoa; Chordata; Mammalia; Artiodactyla; Suidae.